AUGAAAGAAGAUGGGCCUCUCCCAAAUAGUGGUGUUUAUAAUACGCUAAUCCGGGCACACCUUAGAGAUGGUGACAAAACCGCAUCAGCAGAACUCAUCAACGAAAUGAAGAGCUGCGGGUUUGCUGCAGAUGCUUCAACGUUUGGCAUGGUCACUCAUAUGUCACAUGAUGGGAGAUUGACAAAAGCUUCCUUGGUAUGCUUUCUUAAAGCAUCGUUUGAGGUUGCAGACACACUUUGUUAA
This is a messenger RNA of Microthlaspi erraticum, 243 nucleotides long. NCBI's taxonomy places the organism in Eukaryota, Viridiplantae, Streptophyta, Magnoliopsida, Brassicales, Brassicaceae. The record is from the annotation of a GenBank genome assembly.